CACACGCGUUACGUUACACCUACACUUACCUACUCUCAGUUGCGGCCGUGUCUUGGCUUGCAGUUUGGUCCGAACCAUCGCCAUCGUCGUUCGAUCGAUCACACGUUGGGAGCAUCUGAGCCGAGCUGUGAGCUUCGUCGGAGCAAUGGUGAAGAGUGGGCAGCAGGAGGCGGCGGCGCCGGGGAGCGGCGGCAAUGCGGCGAGGCAGGGAGGAGGAGGAGGAGGAGGAGGGAGGGGGAGGCAGUACAAGGGGGUGAGGAUGAGGAGCUGGGGGUCGUGGGUGUCGGAGAUCAGAGCGCCCAACCAGAAGACGCGGAUAUGGCUGGGGUCCUACUCCACCGCCGAGGCGGCGGCGCGGGCGUACGACGCCGCGCUGCUCUGCCUCAAGGGCUCCGCCGCCGACCUCAACUUCCCGGUGCACCUCCCGUUCCACAUCCCGGCGGCCGCCAUGUCGCCCAAGUCCAUCCAGCGCGUCGCCGCGGCGGCCGCCGCCAAUGCCAGCAGCAGCCCCCUGCAGCAGCAGCAGCAGCACCACCACCACGGCGGCGCCUUCGCCGCCGCCGCCGGUUACAGCCCCGGGCCCGCGGCGGCCACCACCCCGCCGUGCAGCUACGGAGACAUGUCGUCGUGCUCGGCCGUCAGCUCCCCGGAGACUGCCGACCACGAGAUGGCGCACGACGACCCGACGGCGGCGGACGACGUGGACUACGCCGCGCUCGCCGACAUCGAUGCCUUCUUCCGGUCGCCCAAGUGCAUGGACUACUCCAUGAUGGACCCAUGCAACACGUUCUUCGCGCCGGCGCCGGAAGCGCUCGCCGCCGAGUGGGAGGACGAAGGUGAGAUCAGCCUCUGGAGCUUCUCCUCCCUCAACUGAUCGAGCGAUCGAGCUCAACCACCACCAGCUCAGCCGGAGAUGGAAACCAAAUCCAUGGAGGCGAUCUGAUCGAUCAAAGCCUCCACUCUCUAGUGAUCACCAUUAAGUAAAAUUCAAUUACUGACUGCUAUAUAAAUCAAGACGUGACCAAUGCAAGAAUUGGCCACGGUACAAUAAUCAUAUAAUCAUUCAAUUCAUAAUUAUCCACAUAUAUAAUCAAUUGUACUAGUACUACCGGUUCUUGAUUAUUUUAGGCUAAUUCUGAAUUGCGUGGGGAGCUCUGAUGAAGCUACAUGUUUUAAGGCAGCUUUCCAUGGAGCGAAGCCCCCUCAAUUCCACUGUCAUACCAUGUGUAAAACUGCUGUUCCUGCAACUGCAAGUAAUGAAGCAAUCAACUAUAUGAUGUUAAUUAUGCUA
This is a messenger RNA of Oryza brachyantha (malo sina), 1291 nucleotides long. RefSeq names its product ethylene-responsive transcription factor ERF014-like. Gene Ontology annotation, molecular function: DNA-binding transcription factor activity; DNA binding. Lineage: Eukaryota; Viridiplantae; Streptophyta; Magnoliopsida; Poales; Poaceae. Bases 146 to 874 code for a protein of 242 amino acids. The record is from RefSeq and is a predicted model, not a curated record. The transcript has a single exon. Gene Ontology annotation, biological process: regulation of DNA-templated transcription.